Austrofundulus limnaeus is the source of this 2302-nucleotide messenger RNA. It is a transcript of the gene adora2ab, whose product is annotated as adenosine A2a receptor b. Gene Ontology annotation, molecular function: G protein-coupled adenosine receptor activity. Gene Ontology annotation, cellular component: plasma membrane. Bases 146 to 1564 code for a protein of 472 amino acids. Gene Ontology annotation, biological process: G protein-coupled adenosine receptor signaling pathway; adenylate cyclase-activating G protein-coupled receptor signaling pathway. The transcript has 4 exons. The record is from RefSeq and is a predicted model, not a curated record. NCBI's taxonomy places the organism in Eukaryota, Metazoa, Chordata, Actinopteri, Cyprinodontiformes, Rivulidae.
UUAGGCAUUUGCACGUGUGACCAUUGUGGUGGGAACUUCCUGCUCUCCCUCGGUGACACAAUCACUAAUUUGUUUUUGGUUUUACCGUGCAGUUCGGCGAGCCGAUGUUUAGUCUAAAAACGAGUGGAGCAGCUGAGCGUGUGGGAUGAAUAAGCAAAGAAAGCAAAGAAGGAGGAAAAAAACAACCAUGCUGGAGAGCUCCCAGGUGGUUUACGUUGGCCUGGAGCUGCUGAUCGCUCUCCUGGCCGUGGCUGGGAACGUCCUGGUCUGCUGGGCCGUCUGCCUCAACUCCAACCUGCAGAGCAUCACCAACUUCUUCGUGGUCUCGCUGGCCGUGGCUGAUAUUGCUGUGGGGCUGCUGGCGAUCCCUUUCGCGAUCACAAUUAGUGUGGGUUUCUGUGCCGAUUACUACGGCUGCUUGUUCAUCGCCUGCUUUGUCCUCGUGCUCACUCAGAACUCCAUCUUCAGCCUGCUGGCUAUCGCCAUGGAUCGUUACAUCGCAAUCAAAAACCCUCUCAGGUACAACAGUUUGGUGACAGGUCAGAGAGCAAAGUGCAUCAUAGCUCUGUGCUGGAUUCUCUCAUUUGGCAUCGGACUCACACCUAUGUUUGGCUGGAACACAGGGUGGAACUCCACCACAACCACAAAGGGAAGCAAAAGCUGUCCUGCAGGCAAAACCCAAUGCUUGUUUGAAGAAGUAGUCACCCUGAACUACAUGGUCUAUUUUAAUUUUUUUGGCUGCGUGCUGGUCCCUYUGCUGGUCAUGCUGGUUAUCUACGUCAACAUCUUCAUGGCUGCGCGGCGGCAGCUCCGACUGAUGAGCAUCAAAGUGGCUCACGCACCUGACCCUGGGCAGAGAAUGCCGUCUUCCAGCUCGUCCCGUUCGGUCCUGCAGAAGGAGGUGCACGCUGCCAAGUCGCUGGCCAUAAUUGUGGGUUUGUUCGCUCUCUGUUGGCUCCCUCUGCACAUCAUCAACUGUUUCAACCACCUGUGUCGGGGCUGCAAGCGCCCGGACAUCUGGGUGAUGAACAUUGCCAUCAUCCUCUCCCAUGCCAACUCCGUCGUGAAUCCCUUCAUCUACGCUUACCGCAUUCGGGAGUUCAGGCAGGUGUUUCGGAAGAUCUUUUACCAACACAUCCUGCGGCGGAGAGAAGAGCUCGGAGUUAGGAACGCUGACGGCAGGGGCGGUGGGAACAACGGCAUCAGACGGACCUCCCAAAUCAGUAAAGAGGGUUCAACGUGCAGCACAGUGGUAAACAGCUACAUCCUGGACUCUUAUCCUGAUCAAACGAGACACAAAGCUGCACACGAACCUUCCAGCUGCAGGACAACAAAUGUAGAUACUGCAUCAAGCAGCCGCAUACCCAAUGGACACCACGUAUCGACUGGGACUGCUGCCAUUGCUGCACACGCUGCAUCGGAACCAGUCAUGUGUUUACAGGAAGCAGCAGACGUUUUACAGCUCAAAGACAGAGGAAGCUGCGUCACUUUUGCAAACAUUCAAGAUCUCUAUUCAAAUCAGACAGACUCUACCUGCCCUGCAAAUAUUACAGAGGUUUCAUGACAAAGAUGAUUUUAUGCACAGAAACAGGUUUGAACACAAUGACACCCAGCGUUGUGCAGACGUGACCGCAUGAAUGAAGUUUAAGCAAAACAGAAGCCGAUGUUAAAGUGUUUUUUUUUUCUAUGUUCAUCAUCUGCCAGAAACGAGAUGCGAUAAUGUUUUAAUCUGUCUGUAGGAAAUGAAUCAUAAAUCACUGAACUGAUUUUCUUCUUCUUUUGGCCGCUCAUUUUCUCAGUGAUUGCCACUUAUGGUUAUUCAACCUGCUCAGUGUCUUGAGUAGAGCAUCUUUAUUUUUUUUAAUGAGCAUUUUUUUAAAUUGUAUAGUAAGAAAAAGGAUGUGCACCUUAAUGUGAAAAAAAUUUCAAACUACUGUAAGAUUUUAAUAAUUUUAUCAGAUCAUGAGAACACUAAGACCAAAUUGGUUUUCUUCAGAAUUUUUUAAAGAUUGAUACAAAAAAAAUCUAUGUGAUUUUUUUUAUAACGAAAUGUGAAAACUGUGUUGGGAUCUGAAGAAUUUACACGUUCAUUGAAAUACAUCUUUCAUUUUAUUAUUUUGAACUGUAAAUUUUUGUCCCUUUAUGAGGUCAUGUUGUCAGUUUCUUUAUGGAGCUGUGGUUACGUUCUGCUGAAAACCCAUAAAUGACAGUAAUGAAGUGUUUUGCUAUAAAACACAGGUGACGUGUUUACAUGCUGUAUAUUAUAGACAGGCGUUAUUAUAAAGGUGGACUUUGUGUGUUA